Callorhinus ursinus (northern fur seal) is the source of this 2452-nucleotide messenger RNA. RefSeq names its product ribosomal L24 domain containing 1 (gene RSL24D1). Gene Ontology annotation, cellular component: nucleolus. Gene Ontology annotation, molecular function: structural constituent of ribosome. Gene Ontology annotation, biological process: ribosomal large subunit biogenesis. The record is from RefSeq and is a predicted model, not a curated record. NCBI's taxonomy places the organism in Eukaryota, Metazoa, Chordata, Mammalia, Carnivora, Otariidae.
GUGACGGAGCUACGUCACUUCCACUUAAGAUCGGCGUCUGGUCAGUGGGAACCCACGCGCUUUCAACAUGCGUAUUGAGAAGUGUUAUUUCUGUUCGGGCCCUAUUUACCCCGGCCACGGCAUGAUGUUUGUCCGCAACGAUUGCAAGGUGUUCAGAUUCUGCAAAUCCAAAUGUCAUAAAAACUUUAAAAAGAAGCGGAAUCCUCGCAAGGUCAGGUGGACUAAAGCAUUCCGUAAAGCAGCUGGUAAAGAGCUUACGGUGGAUAAUUCAUUUGAAUUUGAAAAACGUAGAAAUGAACCUGUCAAAUACCAGCGAGAGUUAUGGAAUAAAACUAUUGAUGCAAUGAAGAGAGUUGAAGAGAUCAAACAGAAGCGCCAAGCUAAAUUUAUAAUGAACAGAUUAAAGAAAAAUAAAGAAUUACAGAAAGUUCAGGACAUCAAAGAAGUCAAGCAAAACAUUCAUCUUAUCCAGGCCCCUCUUGCAGGCAAAGGAAAGCAGCUGGAAGAAAAAAUGGUGCAGAAAUUACAACAGGAUGUGGACAUGGAAGAUAUUUCUUAAAAAUCUCACUAACUUUAUAAGUGUAUUUGAAAAUCUCUUUAGGAGACUAAGAACUGAAUUAUCAAUUUAUAUCUUAAGUAAGGUCACUCAAAUGAAAGGUAAUUAAAAAUGCAUCUCUCCUACAUUGCUGUCUGUAAAACAUUAUCCAUAUUAUGGAUGUUAGAUUGCAUCUCCAUCGUUAAACCUUCACUGAGAGUUUACAUUUAUGUAAGUCGUGCAAAUUCUCUUUGUAAAUACAGACUGAAGUGUGGAAAUAAACUGGUCCUGCCAUUUGGAUAGUGGCACUAGGUAGAUUUAUGUGUGAACUAACAACAAAAAUUCAUGGCUAGCAAUAUGUAAAAUAAAUUUUCUUUGCGGUAAAAUAUUCCCUGUAUUAAUAUUAUAGAAAGGGGGCUUACAACAAGGAACUAAACCUGUAUGAUAAUUAGCUGCAAGUAAUCUUUUAAUUUGUUUUGGUUUCUUAGCAUCUUAGAAGAACAUACUGGCCUCACAUAUUGAAACCUAAUUAUGUUGGACUGUUUUCACCUGCGCUGUUUUGAUAGGCAGCUCCUAAUGUUGGGGGUGAGAGCUGAAUAGUGUGCUCCUGAAAUGGCACUAUCAUAUACUUUCUACUUUGGAGAAUACUUAAUUCUGAGAUUCCUGAUUGAUAGAACCAGAUAUAUUUUUCCAGCAUAGCAAUGAUUUAGAAGCAAAGGAAUCGCAGUGCCUUUUAAGAUAGGUUGUGUGGUUUUCUUUUAUAAAGCUCCUAAUUGUUUUUCAAAAAUAGAAUUUAUGGUUUUAGCAUCACAAAUUUGCACAUAAGAUCCUUUUUUCCAAAGUAAGUAACUACAAGUUUUUUGUUUAAAAGUUACUAAAAAAAGUAUUAAUUAGUGGGAAGAAAAUAACCCCCUCCUACAUACUACUGAAGCAGGAGAUACAUUUUUAAUUAAAAAUAUGUACUGAAUGUUUAAUGUUUUUAUAUUUCUACAUUAUUUGCAACUUUAAGGAUCAGAAGUAACUCAGUUUUUUUAUAUUUUUUGAGGACAUAACUUAGAAUAAAUUAUAAUCUUAGGGUUAUAAAAUUAUAAAGAAAUGACUAAAUUUUUAUUUCAGUAUUAGUGAAAAAGUGACUGAUCACUGGACCAGGUGUUGGAAGACCUGAAUUCCAGUGUGGCUUUUGCCUUUGUGUUCUUAUUUGUAAAAUAUAGCUCAUUUGUAAAUAACUUUAUUGAUAAAACAAUUAGGAGAAAUGAUAUAUGAAACCAAAGACAUUUGUUAAAUUACUUGAAGUUUUCACUCCAUAGAUUUAAUUUUGCUUUAAUAGAGACAUGUUUAAGAUUACCUGUUAGCAGAUUUCCUACCUUGUUAACAAGCUAUUGCCUUGAGACCAUCAAUUUGGGAAAUUGAGCUAAAAGGAAGAACUGACAUUGCAUCUCAGGUUUGACAUCCGGAGAGUUUUCGUAAAUGUCAGGAAUUCAUAGUAUUUUGAGACCCCCCCCCCCCCGAUAGCAUCAUAAACUAUAUGGAUGCAGAUGCCACAGUGUUACCCCUGCAGCUCUCUCAACUUGGUUGGAUCACUGACUUGUCCCUUCAAAAUGUUGCCUGAGAAGUGGCAUGGUACAAUGGUAUUGUUUCUAUUUGAUUGAGACCUCUGCUGGGCAGUUAGUGUAACACAAAAGCAUAAAAUUUUCCAGGCACUUGUUACACAGAACUUUUAUAUUCUCUAGUUGCUCUAGGGUAAUAAAGCACUGGAAGUCAUAGAAAAGAAGUUCCUUACACAUUUGCCUUACAAAACCCUGUAGGGUAGCAGAAAAAACAUUAAGAGGCACUUGGCUGGUUAAGUCAAUACAGCAUGCAACUCACGAUGCUGGGGUUGUGAGUUCUGCCCCACCUUGGGUAUAGAGUAUACUUAAA